AUGUUGUGGCCAGAGGAGCUGCCUGCCUUGUCAGAUGAGGACCUGCUUGACUUCCUCCUGAAGGAUGAUGUUCCCUGCCCUGAAAUCCCACAGGAUGAGAAUGGUCUGCUGGAAGACUGGAGCCUGCCAGAGGCUGAGCUCCUGGACAAGGAGGUGGAUGACUUCAUCAGCUCCAUUCUGAGGCCCUUUGAAGGCAAAUCAGACAUGCCGCAGGGUUAUUUACCUGCUGGGAGUGACAGCAGCGUUUCUGAGGUUCAGCAUCAGGCCUAUAGCCCUGGCACUAACUUUGCCAGCAGCCUAUGGAGCUCAGACGUUGUGCAGGUUGAUCACAACUAUUCCGUCCAUCAGAAUUGUCCUGCGCUGAGAAGUGUGAGGUCCGACAUAGAAGAAGGAGACAUUGCCAUUGACCUUGUGACACGGACAGGUUUGGAAGGAAGGAGCAAGGAACUGGAACAGAGAUGCAGUUUGCCCAUUGCUGUGGAUGCUGGACCCCAUCUUGUGCCUGGAGCCAACACACAGUCCGACUUGCCAGAGCUGUUCCUGACAGAGGAGGAGAUGCAGUUCCUGGAGAAAGAAGGUUUUCCAUUAUCAACCUCUGUGCUGCUGACUGAAAAUGAAGAUCGGGUUCUGAAGAAAGUGGAUCGGAAGUUUCGGCGCAAGGUUUUAGCCCAGGAUAAUCAUCACGGGAAUAAGAUCUACAUGGGUGGCCUGGAAAACAGGGUGGCAGCCCGCCCAGCUCAGAACAACGACCUGGAGAAGGAGGUGCAGCUGCUGCAGAAGGAGAACAUGUCACUGCUCAAGCAGCUGCAGGCACUGCAGUCCUUGUCCACCAACAAAACUGUUCGAGCAAAAACCUUCAUUGUGGCCAUUAUUCUGUCCUUCUGCCUCAUUUUCUCCUCCAGCAUCUGCUCAUUUGUGAGCAGAGAGCCACAGUGGGGGCUCAGAGUGCUGUCGCGACAAAUCCGUGAGCUCCCAAACCAG
Phaethon lepturus (White-tailed tropicbird) is the source of this 981-nucleotide messenger RNA. Its product is annotated as cyclic AMP-responsive element-binding protein 3-like. Gene Ontology annotation, biological process: regulation of transcription by RNA polymerase II. Gene Ontology annotation, molecular function: DNA-binding transcription factor activity, RNA polymerase II-specific; RNA polymerase II cis-regulatory region sequence-specific DNA binding. Gene Ontology annotation, cellular component: nucleus. The record is from RefSeq and is a predicted model, not a curated record. Lineage: Eukaryota; Metazoa; Chordata; Aves; Phaethontiformes; Phaethontidae.